Coregonus clupeaformis (lake whitefish) is the source of this 4457-nucleotide messenger RNA. RefSeq names its product zinc finger protein ZXDC. Lineage: Eukaryota; Metazoa; Chordata; Actinopteri; Salmoniformes; Salmonidae. The transcript has 10 exons. Gene Ontology annotation, cellular component: nucleus. Gene Ontology annotation, biological process: regulation of transcription by RNA polymerase II. Bases 6 to 3818 code for a protein of 1270 amino acids. Gene Ontology annotation, molecular function: transcription coregulator activity. The record is from RefSeq and is a predicted model, not a curated record.
CUUUCAUGCACUGCUGCUACAGGGAUACCAAGAUGGAAAUCCAGGGGCUUUCUCAUGCCCAAAAUAUUCACUAUCAACAUGGCGCCCCACGUAGAACAGGUUCGUCUCCGAUUAGGACAACGACAGGGGCAUGUUCUCUCUCCAUUUCGAACGAGAACGAAGCACAGGAGGAUUUGGAAUCGUACGAACUGCAAAGUGACAACAACAACCACAAUAGGCCAAGGACAUCUCCAUUUCGCCUACUGGCAGAAAAUGGCAGCGUUGGCCUGCCUGUCUGCAAGCAGAACGGUAAAAACAAUAGCCCACUUCAAACCCAAACAGCGAAUGUGGGACUCCGUGACAAGAAUACUUUGAAAGCGAGGGAACUGAACGCAAAACUACCUCCACACGAUAUUUUUAGGACUGGUUACAAAUACGAUAUUGAAAGUGGGGAUAACAUAUUGCAAAUGGCGUUGCCUUUCUUUGCGGGGGAAGAGGAACAAUAUCAGCAACAGCAGCUGCAACCUCCGGUUUUACGGCAGCAACAUGAAGACGGCGCCUUCCUGUUGCAGUCAUUGGCGAGCGAGGGCACGGCGGCCUGUGGGAGCAACAGCACCGCUAACGCUAAUAAAAACACCGAGGAAUAUUAUGUGGUUUUCAACAUUGUCCAAGAGGAUGGUAAUGACGCAGAUAAGGACAGACUGGGAAAUCCAUCUAAAGAUGGGGAUACGAUACGCGGUAAGAUGAAGCUUGAACAUUCCAAGAUCAAAACAUGUAAUUCGAUGGAGGUUCAAAGCACCAAUGCUCUUAUUGAAUCUGAUGACAAUUUGAACAAUUUAGCAGCAGAGGCCUUGAAAAGAACUGUUCAUUUGUGUAGUUUGUUAAAUUCCAGUUCAAAUAGUGAGGCAACUGUAACUAAUGAGAAACAGUCUGUGUGUUAUGAAACGGAGAAUGAAAACACUGCUUUGACAAACGAAUAUGGCGAGAACAUAUGUGGCCACCAAGUUUGCGUUGAAAACAUUGACAGUGACGCGCCUAACCAAAUAUCAUCUCAGACCGAAGCUCAAGAUAGCAGUGCCUUGAUUUCAGAAAACACUGAUAUGGUGGAAAUGAGCGACGCUAUGGACUUCAUUUCCGACGCUGGUAGGAGCCUAUCCGUGUCUGCCAAUGCAGAUGGGACCCCCAACAGUGCGUCUGCCAACGAGACCUUCUCUGGAACCAUCAUGAUAAACAACCAAAGCAUCAUAGUUACCAUAGAAAACGGGAUACUGACUCUAGCUGCACCUCCAGAGGGUUACACCCACAAAGACGACGGAAUGGUUGGCUUGAAGGAACACCUUGGAAUGAAAGACCACGAGGACAUAGUGCUUCUCAACUAUGACAGCGGGACCAAAUCCAUUGGGAAAAUAAGCAACGUGGCGGUUAUUCGGGCAGGUCACCACGAACAGUCUAGGCUGGGUUUGUCUGUGAGCGACUCCGAACUGGCUCUAGCUGACAACUGUUCACUGUCAGAGUUGGGUGCCUCCCUGGACAUGUGCCCAGUCAUCAAGCAGGAGAGCGGGACUCUGUGUGCCAUAAGCGAAGGUGACUUGGUUUCCCAGCGCCCAGAGGGUUCUUCUGUCGACUGUGACGACAACGGCGACUUCCAGCCUGUCAGUGUCAUCGGCGCUUCGGGACUCUCCAAGAAAGGUGCCUUGAUCACGACAUACCGCUGCCCCCAGCCAGGCUGCCCCAGCACCUUCGAAACGCGCCAAAAGCUCAAGAUGCACCUUCUUAACCACACCGAGGACCAGAGGCCCUUUAAGUGCCCUUUUGAGGGCUGUGGCUGGGCCUUCACCACCUCUUACAAGCUCAAACGACACCUGCAGUCCCACGACAAGGUGCGGCCUCACAAGUGCGAGUGGGAGGGAUGCGGCCGCUGUUUCACCACGGUCUACAACCUGAAGGCGCAUGUGAAGCAGCAUGACCAGGAGAACACCUUUGUGUGCGAGAUCUGCAGCGAGCGCUUCCGCAGCGCCACCCGGCUGACCAAUCACCAGCGGGCCCAUUUUGAGCCAGAGAGGCCGCACAAAUGCGAGUUUCCAGGCUGUGAGAAGAGCUUCAUCACCUACAGUGCCCUGUUCUCCCACAACCGCACACACUUCCGCGAGACGGGCCUGUUCAUCUGCACCUACCCGGGCUGCGACAAGCGCUACGACAAGGCCUGCCGCAUCAAGAUCCACAUGCGCAGCCACACGGGCGAGAGGCCGUUCGUCUGCGACUCAGAGGCCUGUGGCUGGUCUUUCACCAGUAUGUCCAAGUUACUGAGGCACAAAAGGAAGCACGACGAUGACAGGCGCUUCACCUGCCCAGAGGAGGGCUGUGGCAAGUCCUUCACCCGGGCAGAGCACCUCAAGGGCCACAGCAUCACCCACCUGGGCACCAAGCCCUUUGAGUGCCACGUAGAUGGCUGCAGUGCCAAGUUCUCAGCGCGGAGCAGUCUGUAUAUCCACUCGAAGAAACACAAGCAGGACGCUGGCAGCCUGAGGACGCGUUGCCCCGUGGCCAACUGCAGCAAGCACUUCUCUUCCUGCAGUAGCCUGAAGAGCCACAUGCUCAAACACCACCACCUCAACCCCGACGUGCUGAGCCAGCUGGAGGCCACUCCCACCCUGACCCCCAGCAGCGAGCUUGUCAGCGCCGCCACCACCACGGGAACCGUCCCAGGGGUCACCGGGGGCGACCAGCUGGCCCACCUGGACCUCAGCUCUCUGUUCUCUGCUGUGCCCGGGGGUCCCUCGCCCACCAUCCACGGGGUCGGGGUGCCUGUAGGCGCCACAGGGCCUGCAGGCGCCUUCGCCAUGGACCUGUCACUGGUCAGCUCAGGAAUCCUCACCAUCAACCCGGCCUCGGUUGGCUCAGCCCUGUGCACGUCCGGGCAUGGCGCCACCGUGGCCAAAGCUUCCUUGGACCCGCUCAUCCUGGCGGCCGGGGAAGACAUGGUCGGGGGAGCCCUCCCUCCUCGGGGUACCCUCAACCUGGACAACGUGCAGAAGGUCACCCCCGAGGCCCUAGGCUCACUCACAGUCCUCACCAUGCAGGCUGCUAGCUCCUCCGCGGACCACCACACCCUCAGCUCCUCCAGCGCCCUGUCCACCGAGCCCUCCCCCUCAAACCUGGCUGUCCCCCCCGGGCCCGAGCUCCUCUCGUCCCACUCUAAGGUGGCUGAGGCUGGAGGGAGCAGGGGUGUCGGCAGGCCUCUGCUGGGCUGUGUGGAGGUGCUGGGGCAGCAGGAGGGGGGCAAGGUGCUGACCCAGUGUGUGUUCCCGGGCCAUGACGGUGGCAGCUCGUUCAGCCUGCAGAAGGAGUCCGAGCUCAGCCACAGCUCAGCCGUCUUACCCUACUCCUUCCUGGAGAGUAGUGGUUCAGCGCGGACCGACUACAGAGCCAUCCAGCUGGCCAAGAAGAGGAAACGGAGAGGACCCUCCGUCUGCUCAGCAAGCUCAGGAUUGGGCCAGAGGAAGAGUAAAGGCGGGAAGGCCAGCAGCACUUCGGCGCCAACGGUUCCCACAAGUGCCCGUUUUGGUGAAGGUUCUGCAGCAGCCAAUGGGGGGCUGACUAUCCGUGACCCUGUCACAGGGGCCCAGUAUGUUCAGAUUCAGCUCCUGCAGGAUGACCCGGCCAGCGAAGGGGACCUAGCCUUCCAGCUGAGCUCCCAGCCUUCCAGCUCCCACUCCCAGCUGACCGUGGACCUGCCAGUCAACAUCCUACAGGAACCUCCUGCUAUGACGGAGGACGACAACGGCUCGGACAACUCCCAGUUCACAGGAAGCACCAUCAACCUGCAGGACCUGGAGUGAGGAGGAGAGAGAUGAGAAAGUUAUGUACAUCUGGGAUGUGGAUGAAGUGGAACCCAGAACCAAAUGCACCUUGGGAAGAAUUGAAUGAUAAAUGAAAUGAAAGUUUAAAUUUGUGGAAUUUUUUCCACUCACUUUUUCCUGUAUUUCUGAAAUCCUGUUUGUACCACAAUCAUGUCUUUUAAAGAGAGACUGUCGUUUUGCACAUCCAUUAGGUCCCUCGUGCUUCUAGUCAAACUGUGACGUCUUGUCGGUCUCAGCUACGGUGCCACGUUCUGAAUACUCAUACACAGUGUGCUGUUGUCAGAGCUUCUGUCUACAAUGCCUUACAGACAUGACGUACUGUACUCGCAUCCAUUUAGCAUACGCUUUCUGUUUGUUAGACUUUUAUGUAGUUUUUACUUUUUGGUGGUGGGUGGGGUCAGAUGUAUUUUUCUACAGCUGUGUCUUAUGAGCUAUGUAGGAAUGAGACACGUGUGCGUUCCAUGUUUAAAACGUUGCCGGUCCACUUGUUUAUAAUAUCUGUAAUGCUUAUCUAUAUGUGACGACUUCAAUCUAGUUAUUGAUUAGCCUUGUUUUACAAAAUGGCUCAAUCCAAUUGACAGGAAUUUAAAUAAAGGAUUGAAGCACAAUUCAACAUUU